Salvelinus namaycush (lake trout) is the source of this 2418-nucleotide messenger RNA. Its product is annotated as protocadherin gamma-A1-like. The transcript has 2 exons. Lineage: Eukaryota; Metazoa; Chordata; Actinopteri; Salmoniformes; Salmonidae. Gene Ontology annotation, molecular function: calcium ion binding. Gene Ontology annotation, cellular component: plasma membrane. The record is from RefSeq and is a predicted model, not a curated record. Gene Ontology annotation, biological process: homophilic cell-cell adhesion. Bases 1 to 2418 code for a protein of 805 amino acids.
AUGGCAAUGAGAAAGAACAGACUCUUGGAGUGGCCGUUGUGCGUGUUCGUGGUUUGCGCGUUCUCAGUUUACCCUGUGGCCGGGCAGGUCCGCUACUCCAUCCCAGAGGAGAUGACCUUGGGAUCCUUCGUUGGAGAUAUAGCAAAAGAUCUGGGACUGGAGCCGCAACGGCUUGUAGCCGGGAGAGCGCGGAUUUUCAGCGCGGGCGACAGUGAGUACGUAGGGCUGGACCGAGAGAAAGGACAAUUGUUAGUGAAAGAGAGAAUGGACCGGGAACAGCUAUGUGCGGAGAUGCCCGCAUGUAGCUUCAGUUUCGAUGUGAUAUUAGAGAAUCCAAUGGAACUGUUUCGGGUUACAGUUGAAGUACUAGAUAUCAACGAUAAUAGCCCCGUCUUUCCGAAGAGAGACAUUGAAUUGGAAAUCAGCGAGUUAGCCGUACCUGGUGCGCGUUUCUCUAUCGAAAGCGCGGUAGACCAAGACGUGGGGGAAAAUGCACUUCAGAAAUACAUAUUAAACCCCACAGACCAUUUUAACCUUAAUAUUCAAGGUCGCAUAGAUGACAGUAAACACAUAGAGAUGGUACUUCAAAAACCUCUGGACAGAGAAAAGACAAAGCAUCACUAUUUGACUUUAACUGCUGUCGAUGGUGGAGACCCUCAGCGGUCUGGAACAGUUCAAAUUCACAUCGUCGUUCUCGAUGUUAAUGAUAAUGCCCCGGCAUUUAGCCAAGCUACAUAUAAAGCAUUUGUUCCAGAAAAUGCAGCGAAAGGCACAUUGAUUACCACAGUAAGUGCGACAGAUGCAGACGAGGGAUCUAGCGUCAUUAUAGAGUAUUAUUUUGAGCAUGCCACCAAAAGUAUUCAAGAGCUAUUCACAAUCGACCCGAUUUCAGGCGAGGUAAGAGUAGUAGGAGAUAUAGAUUAUGAAAAGAACAAACAAUUCCAAAUAAAGGUAAAAGCCAAAGAUCAUGGUGGCUUAACAGACUCAUGUGGCAUCGUUAUUGAUGUUAUUGAUAUUAACGAUAACAUCCCGAAAAUAACCGUCAUGUCAUUUUAUAGUGCCCUACCCGAGGACUCAGUCCCUGGCACUAUUAUAGCCAUGAUUAACAUCCAGGAUCUCGAUUCCGCGGAAAAUGCAAAGAUAACAUGUUCCAUUCAUAACAACCUUCCUUUCAAGAUGGAAUCAUCUUUAUCAAAUUACUACAAUCUGGUGACAGAAUCAGUAUUGGACAGAGAGCAGACAGCAGAGUAUAAUAUAACAAUCACGGCAGUAGAUGGAGGCAGUCCGCCGCUCUCAAGUAAAAAAACGCUCAGUUUAAAGAUAUCGGAUGUGAACGACCAUUCACCCCAAUUCCAACAAGAAAGCUAUGAUGCCUAUGUGUUUGAAAACAAUGUCCCUUCCCGGUCUUUCUUUUCUGUGAGGGCUACAGAUGCAGACCGGGGACCAAAUGCUAGGGUAUCAUAUUUCCUUGAGGAUGGAAGUUUAAACGGGGCUCCACUCUCCGCAUAUUUGACAGUAAAUUCCAACAGUGGGGUGCUUUACGCGGUGAAGCCCUUUGAUUAUGAGCAAAUCAAAUCUUUCAAAAUCAAUGUCAAAGCACAAGAUGGAGGCUCACCCCCAUUGAGUGGCAAUGUGACUAUAAACAUAUUCAUAAAAGAUGAGAACGACAAUGUGCCUCAGGUUCUCUACCCAGUACAGACGAGUAGCUCUCUGGUGGCUGAAAUGGUGCCUCGUUCAGCAGAUGUGGGAUAUCUUGUCACUAAAGUGGUGGCUGUUGAUGUGGACUCUGGACAGAAUGCCUGGCUCUCAUAUAAACUGCAGAAAGCGACAGACAGGGCGCUGUUUGAAGUAGGCCUACAGAAUGGAGAAAUAAGAACCAUACGCCAGGUCACUGAUAAAGAUGCUGUGAAACAAAAGCUCACUGUUAUAGUGGAGGACAACGGGCAGCCCUCUCGAUCAGCUACAGUCAAUGUGAACGUGGUGGUGGCGGACAGCUUCCCUGAAGUGCUCUCAGAAUUCACUGACUUCACAGUGGAUAGGGAAUAUGACAACAACCUGACUUUUUAUCUGGUGUUGGCCUUGGCUGUGGUCUCGGUUCUGUUCAUAUUCUCCAUCAUUGCCAUUGUCACAGUAAAAAUCUACAGAUGGAGACAGAAUCGAUUAUUCUAUAAAUCUGCAGCAAACCUCCCAGUUAUCCCAUUUUACCCUCCCGUUUACCCAGACGGAACCCUGGGAACCCUACAGCGUGUAUACAACUAUGAGGUGUGUGGAACCACUGACUCUAGGAUGAGUAAUGUGAAGUUUGCGAGGCCUUAUAGCCAGAACACACUGGUGGAUGUGAGUUGCAUGGGGACAAUGCAGAGAGAAAAUAGAGAGCAGGAGGAUGCUGAUGUUGAUGGAGAGCUGGCCUAUCAGUAA